This is a messenger RNA of Musa acuminata subsp. malaccensis (wild Malaysian banana), 4008 nucleotides long. RefSeq names its product pentatricopeptide repeat-containing protein At3g29230-like. Lineage: Eukaryota; Viridiplantae; Streptophyta; Magnoliopsida; Zingiberales; Musaceae. The record is from RefSeq and is a predicted model, not a curated record. Gene Ontology annotation, molecular function: protein binding. Gene Ontology annotation, biological process: chloroplast RNA processing.
AAAAUGGCUGUUAAACCCACACCCGCCGCCCGGCCUUCCUCUCGCUAUCUCGACCGCGUCCUCCUCUCUCUCCCCGACCCAAGGCGUCUCCCUAACCGCAUUUGGCCUGACGACGACAACGACCGCCACCGCCAUGACGCUUCCUCCUCCUCCUCCUCGGCAGUCGCCACCUCCGUCCCCUGCGCGGCCUCCCCCUUCUGCGAGGACGCUCCGCCGCCGCCUCCUGUCAAACUCAGCCAUCCUCUCCUCCGCGCCCUUGAGUCAUCCGGCGGCCCCGCAACACCUCCAUUCUCCCAAACCCUCGCGCAGCUCAUCGUAUCUGGCCUCGCUCUCCACCGCCUCGCCGCUGGCCGCGCCAUCAAGGCGCUCUGUGCUUGCCCUUCCUCUGUCCCUCUCGCCGUUUCCCUCUUCUCCGGCGUCGACGACCCCGACGCCUUCCUCUCCAACAUCAUCCUCCGAUCCUAUAUCUCCUUCGGCCGGCCUGACCAAGCGCUCGCCUUCUUCCGCCGUCACGCGCUCCCUUCCCGCGUCUUCCCCAACCAUUUCACCUUCCCACUUCUCGCGAAGCUGUUCUCCGAGCUCGGACGCGCUGGGGACGGGCGGAGCGUCCACUCGCUGGCCGCUAGACUGGGUUUUGAGUCCGAUUUGUACGUUCGGAACUCUCUGAUUCACAUGUACUCGACUUUGGGUGAUGUCGACUCCGCCCGCAAGCUCUUCGAUUUGGAUCUCGAUUCGGAUUUUGUCACCUGGAAUUCUAUGAUCGAUGGGUACGUAAAGAAUGGGAUGGUUGAUUCUGCUCGCAGGUUGUUCGAUGAUAUGUCCGAAAGGGAUAUAAUCACUUGGAAUGUGAUGAUUGCUGGGCAUGCUGGAGUUGGGGAUAUGGACGCAGCGAAGGAUCUGUUCAUAAAGAUGCCUGAGAGAGAUGUUGUCUCAUGGAACACCUUGAUCGAUGGAUAUGCUAGGAAAGACGAAACUGGGGUUGCUAGAGAGCUCUUUGAUGUGAUGCCCAUCAAGAAUAUGGUGUCUUGGAAUGUCGUGCUGGCUCUGUAUGCUCGGAUCAAGAAUUACAGGGAGUGCCUGAAGUUGUUUGAUAGUAUGACUGCGACGGGGGAUGCAAAGCCAAAUGAGGCUACUUUUGUCAGUGUCCUGACGGCCUGUGCAUGUUUAGGUGAUCUUGCUAGGGGAAAGUGGGUGCAUUCUCUGAUGAAGAAUAGUUCUGGAGCAAUAAAGCCUGAUGUAUUACUGUCAACCGCGCUCUUGAAUAUGUAUUCCAAGUGUGGGGAUAUGCAUUUGGCUAAGGAAAUCUUUGACUCAAUGGAGGAGCACAGUGUAGCAACAUGGAACUCUAUGAUCAUCGGAUAUGGUUUGCAUGGAAAUGGUGAGAAGGCUCUCGAAUUGUUCAUGAAAAUGGAGAAAGAAGGGCCUAGGCCCAAUGAAGCCACCUUUGUGUGUGUUCUGAGUGCAUGUGCUCAUGGAGGAAUGGUGUUGGAAGGCUGGUGGUGCUUUGAUCGCAUGAUUCACUUCCACAAGAUUGAACCCAAGGUGGACCAUUUUGGUUGCCUGAUGGAUCUCCUUAGUCGAGCUGGUUUUCUAAAGGUCUCGGAGAAGCUGGUCCAGGGAAUGCCAGUUGAGCCGGUGCCAGCCUUAUGGGGAGCAUUAGUGUCAGCUUGCAAGACCCAUUGUGAUUUGCAUCUUGGGGAGGUUAUUGGCAAAAAGUUGAUUGACAUGGAGCCUCAAGACAUUGGGCCUUAUAUAUUGUUAUCUAAUAUAUAUGCAGCAAAAGGCAGAUGGGAUGAUGUAGAGAAGGUAAGGAAGAUGAUGGAGAAGAAAGGUUUGCGGAAGGGUACAGGAAUUAGCUUAGUGAGUAUUGAUGAUCAUGUUGUGGAUCACAACAUUUCAGUUGGUAAAAAAAGUGUGGUUUUCUCAAUGUUGAGUGAGAUGGGUAUGAGCAUCAAGUCAUCAUGUACUGGGACGUAUAAGAUGCAGAGGAAUACAGUUUGACUCGAUAAUUCAUAUUCCAUAUUAGUUGAUUCAUAUGCUUCAAAAUUGCUGAUAGAGAAAUGUGAAAAAUAUUUCUCAACUGAUUGGAAUAUGAUCCAGAUGAGCAAUUAUAGGGUGAUAUUUGCUUAUACUCCAGAAAAAUUGGGAGGACAAAUUCAGCCUAGUUUUGGGGGAUGUGACUUAGUACAGAGAUUCUACAGGAUAAUUUGGCAGGAACAUAUACUAUCAGACAUAACAAAUGAGAAAUAAGGUUCAUCAUAAUAGAUGGCUUUUCUGUGAAGUGACGGAUUGGGAGAAAUUUGACGGAUUCCAUUUAAACCGAGUGUUGCUCAUAAUGUUCAGCAGAGAUCCCUAUGCUGACAUCUCUAAUAAGUGGUAAGUUACAGCUCAAAAACUCGCUUAUUCAGUUAUCAUUUGCUAUUGUUGUGUUCUUCUGGGAGAUGAUUAGGAUUAAGAGUCGUUUACCGUAGUCAAUUGUGCAAUUCAUAAUUGUACAAGAAGGAAAUUGGCUUGCCUUUUGUAGGAAGACGGAUAGGCAGCUUACUUUUUGGGGGCAAAAGGAAUGAAGCACAUUCUUUUUUUUGUGUGUGUUGUGAAGGAUUCUGCAGGGACCUUCAGUGGACUCGUGUUGGCAAGCUAUUUGGAUCAGGAGUUAUACAUCUUCAAGAGUGACAAAUGUUUGCUGACAUCUUUGUACUAAAAGCAACUUAAUUUCAGUGUGAAGCUUAACCUCAUUUGAUCCAAACUAUCCUUGUGUUUGGAAAAUACCUCUUUUCCUUGGAGAUACGUAGAUAACUGAGAUUGAAGAUUGGUUUGGGUCAGACUGAAGUCCUUUCCAGUAGUCAAAGAGGAGUCUACAGGUUCAAAACAGAUCUUAAAGACAUCUCAAAUCAUGACAAUGGCGGAUCGAUCACACCUCAGCACUGAGCAGUAGAUGACCGAACACAGCACUUCCAUGCAGAGGAUGCUUCAUCUCGACAUUGGUAAUACUGCUGAUGAGGUUGGCUCUUCUCUUGAUGAGAGUGAGAUCUGAAGGAAAGAGUUAAGAGAGUUCUUGCCGAUCAUCUCCAUCGACUAUCCAUGGAAAUAAUUCACCAUGCUGAUUGGCUCUCGAUAUCAACAAAUGGGAGGGAGAACUUUCAUUUGUGGUGGCAAUAGGUUUCUUGGUGCCAAGCAGCGACGUGCCCCAGCUCUUCACCACCACCCUCCUCCUCGAUCAAAGAAAGAAGAUACGGCAUCAGAGACAGUCACUGGGGUGUGUUCGUGUGUGUAUAAAGGGAUGCGACGCAUCGAUACUGUUGGAUGGGAGUGGAACCGAGAAGAGGGUACGACCUCAUCGACCAGGCCAAGGCAGCACUGGAAAGCAAAUGCCCCGGCGUUGUUUCCUGCGCUGAUAUCAUCGUCGUCGCAACGAGGGAUGCUGUCGUGCUGGGAGGUGGGACGCAGUAUACGUAUGCGGUUCAGACAGGGAGGAGGGAUGGCAACAUCUCGCUUGCGUCUGAUGCCACCAGAAAUCUGCCUGGGGAUUCCUUCUCGGCAUCCCAAGCGACUGAUGCGUUCCGGGCGAAAGGGCUCAGCGCUUCGGACAUGGUGUUACUUCUAGGAGGACAUACCGUUGGGCUCACGCACUGCUCCUUCAUCCUUAAUCGUCUCUACAACUACAAUGGGUCGGGGAAACCAGACCCGGCCAUGGAUCCCGCGUUUGUGACCAUGCUCAAGUCGAGGUGCCCGCAGACGUCGACGGUUGACAACACCGUCCUCCUCGACCACGGCAAUCCCACCACCGUGGACAACAGCUACUACGAGCAGCUCCUGGCGAGAAGGGGCGUGCUCACAGUGGAUCAGAACAUAGCGUCGGACGCGGCGACCAACGCCACGGUGAGGGCGCUGGCCGGCGGCAGCUCGAGCUUCCCGGCUCUGUUCGGGGGUGCCAUGGUGAGGAGGAUGGGCGGCAUCCAGGUGCUCACUGGGACGCAAGGCCAGAUCCGGAAGUCGUGCCGAGUCGUC